Molecule: messenger RNA, 327 nt
Organism: Cotesia congregata
Lineage: Eukaryota; Metazoa; Arthropoda; Insecta; Hymenoptera; Braconidae
Source: the annotation of a GenBank genome assembly
AUGACUCCUUGGUUAAAAAUUACUAGGACGAUAAAUGGAAAAACGGUCCUACAUUUAAAUUACACCAGGUGCGGAAUUCAUUUUCUCAAAAAAGGACCAAGUAGUUAUUUCAAGACCUCGUAUUGGCCAUACAAAACUGACACACUCGUUCUUAAUUACAAAAAAAAACCUAGCUCUCGCUGCCACAACUGUGGAAGAUGGAAGAUAAAUCUACUAAACAACAUGGCAAGCUGUUUGAGUGACCAUUUCAAAUGCUUGAAGACUCUAGAAUUUAUCAAAAUGAUUAAAUUAUUUAAUAAAAAUCCGCUAGAGGGCCAGACAGGCUGA